GGUAAUAUGUACCUCCUGUGCAGGUCGCCUCACUAUUAUGAUCAGGCCAAGUAUUUUAAGUGGAGUUGGAUGUUAAUAUACCAAGAACUUCAUUUAGUCGAAUUGGUGGGGCCAGACAGUGCGUGAAUUAUGGGAUUUUGUAUAAAAACUCGGGCUAUACUACGUUUUCAUUUUUAUUUAGCUUUACUGCGUAACCAUCGUUUAAUAGACAAUUCGUUAUUUCUGUAUACAGUGUAACUGCGGUAUUAUCGAGUAUUGUCUUUUCUUCCUAUCUAAAAUUGGGUACCUUUUGAAGUUCGGAAAAACUACUGAUGCACUUAUUUCUGGAGGUUUGUUUUAGAAAUUUCAUAAACUGAUGAAACUUAUCCAGUACACAACGUCAGCGUUAGCUGGUUCCUCAAAUGCUAUGUUAAAUACCAAAAAGGAUUAUUAUGCUUCCAGUAGUUUGUGGGAUAUGCAAACGGUUGUUUUACAGUACAAAUUAACGAUCUAUUGAUGACUGAGAGCUGUAUAGCCCGGAUACGUGAAUUCAAUCGUGUGAUAUGGGGUGGAUCCAAUGUGAAGACAGAUUUGUUCAAACGUUGGUGUCAAGGAUUUUCAUUUAGCCCUGUUGAGUUCAGUGCUUUGGUACAAUCAACAGGUGGUCCAUGUGCUAUUAUAGCUACUACUCAAGCCACAAUUAUGUACGAGGUUUUGUUCAUUCGCAAGCAGAACCUAGCUGAUAUUACAGAUGUCGACAAUAUGGAAAUUCUACUGAGCGCGCUGUUAAGAAUAAUUCUAUUGGUUUCGAGUGAUCGCCAAAGCCAUUUUUGCUGGGUUUACUGGUGUGAAGAUGAAGAACCAGCGAGUUCUGAGUCCUCCAUUCAAAAUGAAAAAUGUGCCACCAGUGAUUUCAGUGCUGCCAAUAGGUCAUCGGAUUCUAAUAUGAACCAGCUUGGAGAAUGCGGUUUCCAGAAAUUUAUUAAUGGUUUAAGAUGCUUCGAAGCGGAAACUGUCGAGGAACUCCGUGCGGUUGCUUUCUCGUUACUUCCUCAAAUAAAAUCAAAAUAUGGAGUAUUGUGCUUCCUUUAUUCUGUUUUGUUCACACAUGGACUUCAGUCACUUAUAAACGAAAUGAAUGGUGAAAUGGAUGCUUUGAUUGAUCCAAUUCAUGGACAUGCUAGUCAGUGUCUGAUUAAUUUAUUAAUUACUGGAGAAAGCACGCCAUAUUUAUUCGAUGGUGAAAGAGAUCUCGGAGGAUUUACAUUGAAAGGUAUAUCCAGGCAACCGAAAACCGGUUUCUUGACUUUUGUUGAAGCAAUGAGAUAUUGUGAAGUGGGAUGGUUCUUGAAAAAUCCAUACUACCCAGUUUGGAUUUUGGGAUCUGAGACACACUUAACCGUUUUGGCGUCGCCAGACAUGUCGUUGGUGUCAAAAAAUGUCAAGUCAGAAAUUAACUCCAUAUCAGGUUUACGUCAAGCUGAAGCUGAGUUUAAUUAUCUAAGCCCAGAUCAAGAUACUGGAGGUUUUAUCAGUUCGUCAGAUUUUGAAAAAUUACUGACCAAAUUACGUCUAUCUACAGGAUCCCAACAAGUAAAUGAUUUAGUUACAAAACUAGAUCCUGAAGGUUUAGGAAUAAUUUUGAAGAAAGACUUCCUACAGUUCUUUUAUCCCGAAGAAAUGGCAAAGCACACCACUGAAGUUAUUAGCUUUCAGUUAAUCCAUUAUAAUGGUUUGGAACACUCUAAUACUGAUGGUCGGGUUCGAUACAGUAUUGGUGAAGCCCGCUUAAUAGAUCCUACAGAAGAGCUUAUCGAGACCCAGCCUAUUGAUCAAAGUCCUAUACAGCAGUGCUUGGCAACAAAGUGGCCUACAAUAAGAAUCAAAUGGAACGUAAACAGAAGUCCGUCACUGAACUAAUUUAUUUGUAAUAUAUUGCAGUAGCAACUCAUCAUUAUUACCCAAACGCUUUCAAAUCUAAAUUUGUACAGUUUAUCACUUUGUAAUCAAAAAUGGAGUGUUUUUAUGUACGUUAUCAUGUUUUAAUGUGUUUAAUCGCUUUGUCAUAUUAUUUACAAGCUCCAUACAUAAGCUUAAAGGUUUUGUUUCUGGGAUAGCAACAGUUACUGCUUCCCUGUCUCUAGCGCGGACUGAAUGUAUAUCGAUAGGCAUACGGUUCAGAAUGGAGAUACUUGCGAUUUCAGUCAGCUUUCCAACUCCGGACGUCCCACUUAUUGCACUCCCGAAUAAUGAUUUAUGGUACCCACAAGAUGGAUAUAAAUUCUGACUCACAUAUACUUACUUACUCCUGUUACCCCUCGUGGAGGAACAUAGGCCGCCCACCAGUAUUCUCCAUCCAACUCUGUCCUGGGCAAUCCUUUCCAGUUGCUUUUUAUCCCUUUUAUGACUGUUUUCGAUUCUCGAUACACGGUGCUCUACGGUCUUCCUAUUUUCCAUUUCCCAUCACGGUUCUAAGUUAGCG
Molecule: messenger RNA, 2461 nt
Organism: Schistosoma bovis
Lineage: Eukaryota; Metazoa; Platyhelminthes; Trematoda; Strigeidida; Schistosomatidae
Source: the annotation of a GenBank genome assembly